AUGCUGCGACCGGCGACGCCCUUGACAGUCCUGCUUGGCCUCGCCUUUGCUUUGCUGCUCCUCUCGGUGCUGUCAGCCCCCAUCAUCUCGGCCAUUCCCCUCGGUAGCUUUGAAGAUGUUCAGUUUGGCGUUUUUGGUUUCUGCCGGUCUUCGGGCUGUAGCAGUGUUGGCAUCGGUUAUGACAUUGGCAGCGUGAUUCCCAAUCAAAAGAAUUCGGCCUUUGAUCUGCCUAGUGGUGUUCGCCAUACGCUCUCCUCCAUCUUGAUUCUUCACCCUGUUGCCGCAUUUCUUACGCUGGUCAUGCUUUUCAUGGCCAUUGCUGCUCACUUCCGCGCUGCCUCCCAUUCGUCGAGGUAUCUGCUCUUCUUCUUCAUUUUUAAUUUCAUCACCCUUCUCGUCUGCAUUGCCGCUUUCGUCAUCGAUGUCUUACUCUUCAUUCCUCACAUGGCGUGGGGCACCUACAUUGUCCUCGCCGGCACCAUCUUGGUCUUCCUGAGUGCUCUGGUCUCUUGCGCCAUGCGACGUACUCUGGUAAGCAGAAAAGACCGAAAGAGAAGGAUUGCGGAGAAUGCAGAGAUGAGUGGUGAAAACUACUACAACCGGGAGAACCAGGUGCCAAAAACCGACUUCACCAUGACCACCCAGCCCACGGUGCCAACCGUUAGCGGUGGAAGCGGCACCCAAGACACUUUGCCUGCAUUCGCCACAUACGAAACUCCGAGAGACGACCAGCAGAGCGAGGAACGCAUUCCUCUGACGCAGCGAACUACGUCUGAGAGGUCAUCCAAUGGAAGGCAGCCCGCGGCCGUCGAUAUGGCCGCCGUUGCAGGCAGCGAAGUCAGCGGUGGCUAUGGCGCAGGCGGAUUACAGCGAUCGGCAACGCAGGAUUCGUACACUAAUUAUGGCAACAUGCCUCCCAACGCCUACGGAGCGGCUGGCCAGCCGUAUGAUGGCCGCCGGGGCCCCACCAGACGAGAAACGGACCCUGUGAACGGCUACGGCGGUGGUCGUGGGGGCUACGGAGCUCCUAUGCGAGGACGAGGAGGCUAUGGCCCUGCCGGUCGAGGUGGAUACGGCCCGCGUGGUGGACGAGGAGGAUACGGACCGCCAUCUCGCGCCGGCUAUGGUGGUGGCCCUUACUACAACGGAGGCGGAGCACGCAGUCCGCCACCAAUGAAUUAUUCUUCUGACGAUGUGGGUGGCCAGUACAGCAACAGACGGCAGCCUCCACCGCGGCAAGGAUUUGCUGAUGGUCGGGGGACACCUUAUGGCGGUGCGCAGCAGCCACCACAAUCAGACGCUGCCGUAAACUAUGGUGCACCGAGUGAUCUCGACUUGCCUAGGGCAGAAUCACCUCCACCGCUACCAGAAGCCACCGAGUCUGCUGUUUCAUCAGUUGGGCAGGCCAUAGAGAUGGACGCGACGCCGGCUGCCGGGGCAAGCAACAAAGCUGGCCAGUAUGGCAACAUCACGGAUAGCGAUCCAGAUGUUGUCGGAAUGGUUCAUCUCCAGCAGGACCAGCCGCCUUCUUCUGCGCGGAGAGAGACGUUUGCCAGUGACGGGAGCAAGUAUUCCCAAGAUGAGCAAUACGUCCCAUCUCGUGCCCAGUGGAACCAAGAGGGGGGAAGAAAUUCGCCUCUUGUAGCGCCUCUAGCAAAUGCGCAGCGCAACCCUACGCCUGAUCACUCUAGAAGCCCUGCACCGUCAGCAACUGGUAUCAAGGACAAGGGAACCUAUUAUGAAGAUGUCGACCCUCGCUUUGACCAGACGCCUCGUACACCGCCGCGACGCCAAACACCGCCGCCGCUACAUAUCCAAGAAGUCGGCUACGACGACAUGCGAGGUGGUCCUGAUGGGACUCGCAGCCCUGCUGAGUCGGAGCACUCCAACUUUACAUCCAUCUCGCAGCGUGGUAUCAACCCUCAGUGGAGCCCACAGCCACCAAUGCCUCAGCGCCGACCAGUACAGCAGCGCCAUGACAUGAUUCUGGACAACCCCGACUUUAGACUUCCCGGGGGUCGAUCGACCGCAGCGGGAAAGCGAAGGAUACCAGGCAUGAUUCCUGAGAGCGCGUACCCGAAUCCGAAUCGCCCAAUGUAG
This is a messenger RNA of Trichoderma breve, 2100 nucleotides long. Its product is annotated as SUR7/PalI family domain-containing protein. The record is from RefSeq and is a predicted model, not a curated record. NCBI's taxonomy places the organism in Eukaryota, Fungi, Ascomycota, Sordariomycetes, Hypocreales, Hypocreaceae. The transcript is spliced from 4 exons. The coding region runs from base 1 to 2100 and encodes 699 amino acids. Gene Ontology annotation, cellular component: plasma membrane; growing cell tip; cell division site.